Messenger RNA from Oncorhynchus mykiss (rainbow trout), 2078 nucleotides. It is a transcript of the gene rnf34a, whose product is annotated as ring finger protein 34a. Gene Ontology annotation, molecular function: ubiquitin protein ligase activity. Gene Ontology annotation, biological process: protein K48-linked ubiquitination; proteasome-mediated ubiquitin-dependent protein catabolic process; negative regulation of extrinsic apoptotic signaling pathway via death domain receptors. Lineage: Eukaryota; Metazoa; Chordata; Actinopteri; Salmoniformes; Salmonidae. The record is from RefSeq and is a predicted model, not a curated record. Gene Ontology annotation, cellular component: plasma membrane; cytoplasm.
AUAGAUCAGCUCGAACGCCCCCGCGGUCUCGCUUAAGCUCGAGAUGCUGGUGGAAAGAAGGAAGACGUAAUGAAGUGAGGAUCUCUGGGUUGUUGCAAUGGUCAGAUUAUCAGUUUAUUGCCACAAAUUCCACAACCCGGAGUUGCUAUGAAGGCGGGGGCCUCGUCCAUGUGGGCUUCAUGCUGUGGUCUGCUGAAUGAAGUCAUGGGCACAGGGGCAGUGAGAGGCCAGCAGCCUGGGUUCGGAGCCGGUGCCGGACCCUUUCGGUUUGCCCCCAGCGCAGGAUAUUCCACAUAUCCGCCCACAACCUCAGGGAGCCCCAGCCUCGUAUGUAAGGCUUGUGGCCAGGCCUUCUCUGUCUUCAGGAGGAAGCAUAUCUGCUGCGACUGUAAGAAGAGUUUCUGCACUCUGUGCUCUGUGCUUCAGGAGAACCUGCGUAUAUGUGCCACAUGUCACCUGCUGAAAGGGACGGCCUUCCAGAGACCACAGCUGAUGCGGCUGAGGGUCAAAGACCUGCGGCAGUACCUGCUGCUACGCAACGUCCCCACAGACACCUGCAGGGAGAAGGAGGACCUGGUGGACCUGGUGCUGUGUCACCAGGGGACAGAGGGGGAGGAGGACCCCAACAACCCCCUCUACACCCCGCCCCCCUCCGCCGCACGUUCCACCUCCGAGCUGUCUGCGCUCUCAGUCUCCGCCUCUCAGGGGGAAGCUCUCAGCAGGAGCGACAGCUCAGGGACAACCAACCAGGAUAUAGGCGACGCCACGUCUCUCUCCCUCCUGAACCUGGCACCCAGUGAGCACACUCCAGAGGUGAGCCCUCAGACGCGGCCGCGAGCGCGGGCCUCUCUCUCAGACAUCUCCAGCCUGAGGGACAUCGAGGGCCUGUCCGUUAGACAGCUGAAGGAGAUCCUGGCCAGGAACUUUGUCAACUAUUCAGGCUGCUGUGAGAAGUGGGAGCUGGUAGAGCGCGUCAGCCGCCUGUACAGAGAGACGGAGGAGAACAUGAAGUCAUUGGAAACCGUCAACACAGCUAUAACUGCAGUGGUGGCCUUGCCCCCUCCUCCCAUCUGCAAUGGAGGGAUUGGAGAUGGGGAGAAGGCCCAGCUGACCAACGUGGAUGACAACCUGUGCAGGAUCUGCAUGGACUCCGUGAUCGACUGCGUCCUCCUGGAGUGUGGUCACAUGGUCACCUGCACCAAGUGUGGCAAGCGGAUGAGCGAGUGUCCCAUCUGCAGGCAGUACGUCGUGAGAGCCGUGCACGUCUUCAAGUCCUAAUGUCUCAACCCACCACUUCCUCCAUGUCACAUCAUCAAAACAUUCACCUCCAGAGAAACAGAUCUGUGUUGUUCUGUCCCAGUUGUGUGUGUUCUGUUAUCCCCUGAAACGCUUACAUUAUUUGUAAACUUGAUCAUGAAUUUGAGAAAUGCAGUGUGUUCAUUUUUUCCCACUUCAUUUCUUUCUUGGGACGAAUCAGUGUUUGACCAAUGAAAAGGAGGGCAGCAGUCUACCCUUUAUAUUAACCCAUUCCAUUUCUAAACACAUCCUUGACGUUUUCUCAUCUACCGUAUUUUUGUGUUAUGCUUUUGCUUACUUAUGUUGACUUUUAAACAAGAAUGUGAGCUGUGUGUGCGUACCAUCGUUCCCAGGUACCUACAGAGUGAACCACUAAUUGUGACUGUCCCAAUGACCAAACCGUAUCAUGUAAUGUCUGCCCAUAUAGAGGUCUAUUUUGAUUUGGAAGGAAGUCUCACAUUUGUUUUAAUUCUGUCAUAACAUCUUAGCACUGAAUGUUAAGAUGAAUAAGAAAACGGGUGCUAAAUACGUUCACAUGUUUUCCGUUUGUUAGUAUACUAACUUAAAUUGUGGAUAUCGUCACUGUCUGAAAACCUUAUCUCCCCAAAAAAACUUCAGGAAAUGACCAUAUUUUCCCAUUAGCGAAAAUACAAUUAUGAAACUUCAGAAGCUAUUUCGAAUACAUUUUCUUGGUCCUAGAGUCAAAUGUUCAGAGUACAACAUUGAGGGGUGUUACUGCUUUCAAUAGAUGAAAAACACAACUAAAUGUAAAAAAAAAAAAA